Molecule: messenger RNA, 1886 nt
Organism: Manihot esculenta (cassava)
Lineage: Eukaryota; Viridiplantae; Streptophyta; Magnoliopsida; Malpighiales; Euphorbiaceae
Product: probable prolyl 4-hydroxylase 3
Exons: 7
Coding region: 473-1342 (289 amino acids)
Biological process (GO): peptidyl-proline hydroxylation to 4-hydroxy-L-proline
Cellular component (GO): endoplasmic reticulum
Molecular function (GO): procollagen-proline 4-dioxygenase activity; iron ion binding; L-ascorbic acid binding
Source: RefSeq, a predicted model, not a curated record
CCUCAGAGCUACAGACUCGACAUAUGCAAACCCCAUAAAAAAGGGAAAAAAAAAAUAGAGAUUCAAGCCCCACCACCAAAAGCAUACUUUGCAAAUAGAGACUCCCUUGACAAUUAACGCGAUCUAUCAAAAAGAAUACAAAACUACCGGCGCGUGGAGCCGGAGGAGAAACCGCGACAGUGAGAUGACAAAAACACCCACGAUUAACACGACAACAUAGGCAUAGAGUAUAAACACCGAAGGUUAUUUUAGUCAGGAGGGUGUCCAAAAGCCAUAAUUAAUUGAGUUCAGAUAAAUAAUGAAAAUCAUAGCGGACGUCCCACCACCGCCAUCCCCAACGACCCGUGAUUUGAUCCAGUAGCCCUAAUCCACAUCUCGCACAAUUACGUAUAAACUGAAGGAAAUAUAAGCUCACUUUUGAUUAUAUCAGUAAUUUUGCUUGAUUAAUUAGGGUUUUGGAGCUAAUUUGGAAAUGGCGAAGCUGAAACACUCAAGGAUACAAGCGAGGAAAUGGUCGACAUUCUCUCUGGUAUUAACGAUGCUAUUUAUGCUAACAGUGGUUCUCUUGAUGCUUUUGGCUCUGGGGAUUUUCUCCCUUCCUAUAAGCAGCGACGAUGCUCCUCCCAAUGAUCUCAUUACUUCUUAUCGGCGUAUGGCCGCUAAAAGAGAUGGUGAUGGUUUGGGAAAGAGAGGAGAGCAGUGGACUCAAAUUCUUUCUUGGGAGCCCCGAGCAUUUCUUUAUCACAAUUUCUUGUCAAAAGAAGAAUGUGAGUACCUAAUAACUCUGGCCAAGCCACACAUGGUAAAGUCAACAGUGGUAGAUAGCAAGACAGGUCAGAGUAAAGAUAGCAGGGUUCGCACGAGUUCUGGAAUGUUUUUGAGGAGAGGACAAGAUAAAACUAUCAAGAGCAUUGAAAAAAGGAUAGCAGACUUCUCUUUUAUUCCUGUAGAGCAUGGAGAAGGACUUCAAGUUCUUCACUAUGAAGUUGGGCAGAAGUAUGAGGCUCACUAUGACUAUUUUCUUGAUGAAUUCAACACUAAGAAUGGGGGCCAACGUACAGCUACUGUUCUAAUGUAUCUGUCGGAUAUUGAAGAAGGGGGUGAGACAGUGUUCCCUGCAGCAAAGGGGAACAUCACCUCUGUGCCGUGGUGGAAUGAGUUGUCUGAAUGUGGCAAACAGGGUCUCUCAGUGAAACCAAAAAUGGGUAAUGCAUUGCUUUUUUGGAGCACAAGGCCUGAUGCAUCGCUAGACCCUUCAAGUUUGCAUGGUGGUUGUCCUGUGAUUAGAGGCAACAAGUGGUCAGCUACAAAGUGGAUGCAUCUUGGGGAGUACAAUGUCUGAGCCACUGAUACAGCAGGAUUGUAGACCAUGUAUCGUGUGGGACAUUUGUGUUGGUAUAAUGGUGAAUGGUGUUAGAAUUCCGGACGCGGAGUGGAACAUCCCUGAUUCCUCGACGAUAGCAAUAGCAUAGAAAAGUUUUAUGAUAUAGGUAUGGCGAUUUUAUCUUUAUUUCAAUUUUGUUCCUCAUUUCAUGGGCCCGAUUUAGUUUUCUUACUGGGAUUCGGGUUGGGAAUUGUUAGACAUGGGGAUCCUAAAGGAUAUGUAUAGUUUGGGAAAACAGAGGGGAUGGCAGCUGGGCAACGCAUCUUCCCAACAGGCAAAUUGUAAACGAACAAAAUAGUUGCUGAAAAACAAGCCCGCUUAUUUUUCAUUUAUUGGAACCUGAUGCCUAGGUUUUUCUUUGGAACCAAUAGGUCUUAAACCCUUAUGCCAGUGCACAUAAUGGAUGUAAAAAUUUCCAUACUUUUAACAAGGUACUAACAUGCACCAACGUCUAUUAUUCCUGAAGUCAUUUUGGAUAUGAAAAUUUUCAUGUUUUUAAGUA